Messenger RNA from Lemur catta (Ring-tailed lemur), 2224 nucleotides. RefSeq names its product dihydrouridine synthase 2 (gene DUS2). Gene Ontology annotation, molecular function: tRNA dihydrouridine synthase activity; tRNA binding; flavin adenine dinucleotide binding. The transcript has 17 exons. NCBI's taxonomy places the organism in Eukaryota, Metazoa, Chordata, Mammalia, Primates, Lemuridae. Gene Ontology annotation, cellular component: cytoplasm. Gene Ontology annotation, biological process: tRNA dihydrouridine synthesis. The record is from RefSeq and is a predicted model, not a curated record. The coding region runs from base 70 to 1878 and encodes 602 amino acids.
CGGGGCGCCAGGAGCAAUCGAGUCGUGAGCGACAGCAGCCGGAACCGCCGUGCUAGAGCCAUACUCGCUAUGGUGCAGAAGAGGCUCGCAGCAGUGACGUCACGGACGCGCCGCCGCCUCGCGUACGGUGGCUGGCGCGGCUCAGUAAGACUUGAGGAGCUGGAGAAACGUGAGCAAGGAGGGAAAAUCUUCAGAGUUCGGCUGCGAGAUAUAAAACAAGGAAUUGCUUUGCACCAAACCAGAACAGAUACAUUGAAGAAAUUGUCAGAAAAAAAUAAUAGGAAAAAGGAAAACAAACUACUGUGUGUUGGAAGGAAGAAGGCAAGCCUGCCCUGGAUAACAGAAGAAACUUUCUCCAUUUGCAUUUCCGUUUGUUCAGGCUGUGGCAGAGGAGGAAUGAUUGUGAAUAGCCUCUCUCUGUGCUACCACAACAAGCUCAUCUUAGCCCCGAUGGUUCGGGUAGGGACUCUUCCAAUGCGCCUGCUUGCCCUGGAUUAUGGAGCAGACAUUGUUUACUGUGAGGAGCUGAUUGACCUCAAGAUGCUUCAGUGCAAGAGAGUUGUCAAUGAGGUGCUCAGCACUGUAGACUUUGUUGCCCCUGAUGACCGAGUGGUCUUCCGCACCUGCAAAAGAGAACAGAACAGGGUGGUCUUCCAGAUGGGAACAUCAGACGCAGAGCGAGCCCUUGCGGUGGCCAGGCUUGUAGAAAAUGACGUAGCUGGUAUUGAUGUCAACAUGGGCUGCCCAAAAGAAUAUUCCACCAAGGGAGGAAUGGGUGCUGCUCUGCUGUCAGACCCUGACAAGAUUGAGAAGAUCCUCAGCACUCUUGUAAAAGGGACAUGCAGACCUGUGACCUGCAAGAUUCGCAUCCUGCCAUCGCUGGAAGAUACCCUGAACCUUGUGAAGCGGAUAGAGAGGACUGGCAUUGCUGCCAUUGCAGUUCAUGGGAGGAAGCGGGAGGAGCGGCCUCAGCACCCUGUCAGCUGUGACGUCAUCAAAGCCAUUGCUGAUGCCCUCUCCAUUCCUGUCAUAGCCAAUGGAGGAUCUCACGACCAUAUCCAACAGUAUUUGGACAUAGAGGACUUCCGACAAGCCACGGCAGCCUCUUCAGUGAUGGUGGCCCGAGCAGCCAUGUGGAACCCAUCUAUCUUCCUUAAGGAGGGUCUACGGCCUCUGGAGGAGGUCAUGCAGAAGUACAUCAGAUAUGCAGUGCAGUAUGACAACCACUACACCAACACUAAGUACUGCUUGUGCCAGAUGCUACGAGAACAGCUGGAAUCACCCCAGGGAAGGUUGCUCCAUGCUGCUCAGUCUUCCCAGGAAAUUUGUGAGGCCUUUGGCCUUGGUGCCUUCUAUGAGGAGACCACACAGCAGCUGGAUGCCCGGCGGGCCAAGCUCUUAGCCAGGACUCCUGAAGAGGCGGGGGAACCAGCUGAAGAUGCCUCUGGUGUCAUUAAAAUGGCUGUCAGGUUUGACCGGAGAGCUUACCCACCCCAGAUCACCCCCAAGAUGUGCCUGUUGGAGUGGUGCCGGAGGGAGAAAUUGGCACAGCCUGUGUAUGAAACGGUUCAACGCCCUCUAGAUCGCCUGUUCUGCUCUGUUGUCACUGUUGCUGAGCAAAAGUACCAGUCCACCUUGUGGGACAAGUCCAAGAAACUGGCGGAGCAGGCUGCGGCCAUCGUCUGUCUGCGAAGCCAGGGCCUCCCUGAGGGUCGGCUGGGUGAGGAGAGCCCCUCCUUGUACAAGCGCAAGAGGGAGGCCCCUGACCAAGACCCUGGGAGCCCCAGAGCUCAGGAGCCAGCACUGUCUGGGGAACUGUGCAAGAAGCCCUUUGUGGACUUGGCAAGUGGUGAAGAGACCCCCCUGGAAGGCCGGUGACUACUGUUCCUGCCCUGGUCUCCCGCUCCGUGGGCCUGGCCCUAAGGUGGCUGUGGGUGCCAGAGCAUGAACCAGAUGCCAUUGGAAAAUUUGCUGUCCCUGCCUGGCAGCAGCUAGAGGUCCUUCCCUGGGCCAUCAGCCUGGAGCAUGGCAGAGGGGGUUCCGGGGGUGGGGUGGGGUGGGGAUCCCAUCUCCUGUGGGAUCUGAAUGGCAGGGCCAUAGUCCCUUUGAAAACAGGAGCUUUCCAGGAGAUACCUCCCCAACCUGACAUUGGUACAGUGCAAUAAAAGACACUCUCCACCCUCACCCACGGCUGGUUCUUCAGCCUUGGGCAUCUUUAUACACA